Aspergillus lentulus is the source of this 483-nucleotide messenger RNA. Lineage: Eukaryota; Fungi; Ascomycota; Eurotiomycetes; Eurotiales; Aspergillaceae. The record is from RefSeq and is a predicted model, not a curated record.
AUGCUUUCGCUUCUCGUCUCUGCCGAGCUUACAGGGGUCACCGACCUCCGGCCAAAGGACACGGAGGAAGAACCAUACUUCUACACCUUCAAGGUACAAUGCACUUCUUGCCGCGAGGUGCAUCCGAACUGGGUCAGCUUCAAUCGCUUUGAGCAACACGAGAUCCCCGGAAGUCGGGGCGAGGCCAACUUUGUGUGGAAAUGCAAGCUUUGCCAGAAAACCCAUUCCGCUUCGAUCGUCAACGGUCCGCAUGCCUAUGCGGGGGAUGAGAAGCGCAAGGGCACCAAAGUGAUCGAGAUCGACUGUCGUGGGCUGGAGUUUACGGAGUUCAAGCCUGAUGGAGAUUGGGAGGCGAAGGGGACUGAAUCUUCCACGCCUUUCACCGGUAUAGAUUUGUCCGAGGGAGAAUGGUAUGAUUAUGACGAGAAAGCCGGGGAGGAAGUCUCCAUUAAGGAAAUCAGCUGGGAGGUGGGAAGAGGUUGA